UGUUUUCUCUUUUACACGUCAUUUCCAAUCAGGCAGUCGCGGGGGCCCACCCCCUCAGUGAAUAUUAUUGGCUGGCGCGGGGUCCUUCUUCCUUUUCCGAGGCCGGCGGAGAGACCGACAGCAGCAGCGAAGAUGAACGACACGGUAACUAUCAGAACCAGAAAGUUCAUGACAAACCGUUUGCUGCAGCGCAAACAAAUGGUUGUCGAUGUCCUCCACCCUGGUAAAGCCACAGUUCCUAAAACAGAAAUCCGGGAUAAGUUGGCAAAAAUGUACAAAACUACACCAGAUGUUGUGUUCGUUUUUGGCUUCAGGACACAGUUUGGUGGUGGAAAAACAACAGGUUUUGCCAUGGUUUACGAUUCCUUAGAUUAUGCAAAGAAAAAUGAGCCUAAACACAGACUGGCAAGGCACGGUCUGUUCGAGAGGAAGAAGGUUUCUAGGAAACAGCGUAAAGAACGCAAGAACCGAAUGAAGAAAGUUCGGGGCACAGCUAAGGCUAAUGUUGGAUCUGGCAAAAAGAAGAAAUGAUGACUCCGUGCCAGUAACCUGGGAGAAGAUUGGAAAGUCACUUGAAAUGCUAACUUAUCCUGGAUCAUCACAUUAUAAAUUGUUGUCAAGAAACGCAAAAUAAAUUCUAUAAAAAAUGAA
Molecule: messenger RNA, 651 nt
Organism: Callorhinchus milii (elephant shark)
Lineage: Eukaryota; Metazoa; Chordata; Chondrichthyes; Chimaeriformes; Callorhinchidae
Gene: rps24
Product: ribosomal protein S24
Exons: 8
Coding region: 133-531 (132 amino acids)
Biological process (GO): translation
Cellular component (GO): ribosome
Molecular function (GO): structural constituent of ribosome
Source: RefSeq, a predicted model, not a curated record